AUGUUUGAAUUUGAUACGCUAGCAAUUACUCAUAUAGGAGGUGGAGCCACCUUUCUUCCAGUUAUAGAUAACAAACCUCCUUUCGGGCAUGUUUCUAGAUUUCAGCCGGCUCUUCCCAAUAGUGGAGGCAUACCUAUGCUUGGGUCAACCUCUUCUGAGGCCAAAAUCGAUGGGAUAUUGGCUCCUUUCAUUGGAAACGGUGAUACAGAAUUUGUUGUUGAGUUUGCUGAUCAUGUUGAUGGUCGUAGAAUUGGCAAGUUGUUAGUUUCCAACAAAGAAAUUGCUAAGGGCAGUAAUGGUACGGUUGUGCUUGAGGGAAUUUAUGAUGGGCGUCAUGUGGCUGUGAAGCGCCUGGUGCAAACCCAUCAUGAUGUGACUUUGAAGGAGAUUCAGAACCUUAUUGCCUCGGAUCAACAUCCAAAUAUUGUUAGAUGGUAUGGGGUGGAGUAUGAUCAAGACUCUGUUUAUAUUGCAUUGGAACGCUGCACUUUCAGCUUGAAUGACUUCAUUUAUGUUAACUCUAAAUCUUUCCAAACUCAAAUACCAUCCAAGGAUAUAGCUUCCAACCACUUGCCUGAGUAUAUGGUUCGACUACAUUCAAUGCGAGAACAUAACAGGAAUGUUGAAUCGUGGAAGGCCAAUGGCUAUCCUUCGGCACAAUUGUUAAAAUUAAUGAGAGAUGUGAUUUCUGGGCUUGCCCAUUUGCAUGAACUUGGAAUUAUACUUAGGGACUUAAAACCUCAGAAUGUUUUGAUUAUGAGUGCGAAAUCUUUCUGUGCAAAGCUUUCAGAUAUGGGCAUUAGCAAGUGCCUUAGUUGGGACAUGUCUUCCUUGACCCCACAUCCAACUGGUAAGCAUGUCAUUUUUUUAUUUAUUUUGUCAAUCCAAUUUGCGAAUAAUGAUCACACUUGCCUUCGUUGGGACACGUCUUCCAUGACCCAACAUCCAACUGGUUAUGGGAGCUCAGGCUGGCAAGCACCUGAGCAACUACUCCGUGGAUGCCAAACAGGUGCACUAGGUGUGUUUAGUUUAGGCUGUGUUCUAUUUUUCUGGACCACAGGGGGUAAGCACCAUUUUGGUGGUAAUAUUGAACGUGACGUAAAUAUUGUCAAUGACCGGAAGGACCCAUUCUUAGUAGAGAAUAUACCAGAAGCAGAUCUUUUCUCUUGUCUCUAGGAUCCUGACCCAGAGAAGAGGCCAAAAGCCCAGGAGGACUUGAACCAUCUCCUGUUUUGGACUUCUGAGAGAAGGCUCUCAUUUGCCCAGGAUGUUAGUGUUCGAGUGGAACUGGAAUAUAGGGAGACUGAAUCAGAACUCUUAAAUGCAUUAGAAAGUACCGCAACACUGGCACUGAGUGGAAAAUGGGAUGAAAAGAUGGAACUCUUAAAUGCAUUAGAAGGCUCUCAUCUGUAGGGUACUCCCUCGAGAGAUCAAAGAACUAUUAGGGUCACAUCCAGAAGGAUUUGAGAGUUGUUUUUCACGUCGAUUUCCAAAACUCUUGAUUGAAGUUUACAAAGUGAUCUAAAGGUAUUGCAAAGAGCAUGAAUUUAUUUGUACACAGACAGCAAUAUAAUCUAGCAAACCACUGUCAUUCUCCAUACCUAUCAUGGUUCCUCUGGACAGAAUAUUUAUAGGUUUUGUACAUAGAAACUGUAUCAUAUCACUUCUUGUAAACGUCAAUUGUAACCCACCCAAUGCUAACAUCUUUUAGCUACGUUUCUUUUACCACCGAGGUACAGCUGGCUCCAGUUAAAGGAAAUGUUGCAUUUCACCUUACUUGGGAGAUUUUUUUUAGUUAGAUAUUGCCUA
Molecule: messenger RNA, 1809 nt
Organism: Populus euphratica (Euphrates poplar)
Lineage: Eukaryota; Viridiplantae; Streptophyta; Magnoliopsida; Malpighiales; Salicaceae
Product: serine/threonine-protein kinase/endoribonuclease IRE1a-like
Biological process (GO): protein phosphorylation; mRNA processing; IRE1-mediated unfolded protein response
Cellular component (GO): IRE1-TRAF2-ASK1 complex
Molecular function (GO): protein serine/threonine kinase activity; ATP binding; RNA endonuclease activity
Source: RefSeq, a predicted model, not a curated record